Triticum aestivum (bread wheat) is the source of this 1464-nucleotide messenger RNA. RefSeq lists its product as uncharacterized. The transcript has 2 exons. Bases 18 to 1208 code for a protein of 396 amino acids. The record is from RefSeq and is a predicted model, not a curated record. Lineage: Eukaryota; Viridiplantae; Streptophyta; Magnoliopsida; Poales; Poaceae.
AAACGAUUGGUGGAUCGAUGACCCGCAGCGGCUUCGGCGGCGCAGUACCUAGCGAAACACAUAACACGCCGUCCAUGGAGACAUCGGUACAGUGGGCCGAUCUCCCUGGCGAUCUCCUUCAAGUGGUCUACCUCAACGUCGGCAGCUUCCUCCACCGCGUACGCUUCGCCGUCGUGUGUAGGUCGUGGCGACCGGUCGCUAUCGCGGCUAGGCACGCCGCACCGCCCACUCUGCCCUGGCUCAUCUUCCCCUCCUUACAUGGUGAUGAUUGCAAAACAAUGCGUGCAUACUGCCCCGAGGACGGCAGGGUCCUGCGCAUUCCGAUGAAAAGCGAGGUGCUCGUUGGCAAGCGGCUAGUGGGAGCAUACGACGGCGGCUGGGUCGCCGCUCUCGGGAAGGACAAGCAGCUUGACGAUGUGAACGUGUUCUCCGGUGUUGAGUUGCUCAUCCACGCAAAGAACAUGAGGAAUGUCUACUCGGGCUCAAAGGUUGUCUUCUCGAAAUCCCCCGUGUCAAGUGACUGCAUCCUCGCCACCAUCCCCCUGCGAAGUAGCAUCGCCGUCUGCAAGAUUGGUUGUCUGGCCGACAGAUGGACAACAAGCAGGUGUAUUGGGCAGAUCCUUAAGGACAUCGUAUUCUACAAUGGAAGAUUGUAUGGCCUCACCGCCUCAAUGGGCCUGAUCAAAUUCAAUAUAGGCGUGAACAAAUACGGCAGGCCUCUGGUCGCUGUUGACGUCGAGUUGCGUAUCCAGAUUGAUAAUGAACCUUUCAUAUGGUCAACUACCAUUGUUGAGCUGCGAGCCAAGCUAGCGAUGGUGCUAGGGAAAUUGCCAUUGUACAACAAGAGCCGCGAGCCUUUCUUCAAGGUUUUUGUGCUGGCGGAUGAAUCGAUGACAAAGUAUGCUUGUAAGUGGGAGGAGGUAAUGAGCUUGGGAGACUGUGCCUUAUUUUUGGGGAAAAUGUCCAGGGCGGUUGAUGUGCCAGCAGUUGGACUUGGCAGCGUGGAGAGAAACCACAUCUACGCUGAUGAUAUGACAUACUUGACACGUUUGGAUGGUCAUGGUAAUCGUGUAUAUCCUAUGCUAGACGAAAGUAGUGACAAUGUCGCGCAGAGGGUCAAAUUAGCAGGAUCUUAUGUAGCAGCUCGCGAUCAAACUGGCAUGUGGGUACUCCCUCUUGGCAUAUGGGUACUCCCUCCUUAUUUCUAGCCAACCAAGAGUAUUCUUGCGUGGGAGUUUUAAGUUUUAACUUUAUUUCUAGUGUACUUGGUAUUAUGGUCACACUUACAAGAUUGUAAAAGUUGCAGAGUAUGCAUGGUCGCAUUUUACUAUGAGAUGUAGAUGCAUUGUUAAAAUAGUCGCUAGAAAAAACUUUAGUGGUAAAGUACUAGAAUUACUAGUUAUUCUCCUGACUAGUUUCACCUGAUUCACAUGAAUCGUUUCCAUUUUCUUUUUCUCAUAUAUC